UAUUGCUUCAGAUUUAAUGUCCUACUAUAUUGAGUUACGGAGCUACAAAUCAAAGAAGCAGGGUGAGAUUUGUUUGUUUAAGUAAUCAGUGAAAUCGGUGUGAUUAUCUUCGUUUGAUCUCAUCCUUGCCAUUAAAUAAUUCUCCUGUAGCCCAAGUUCAGUCUAAUUUUAGAUUUUUCGGUAGGCAGGGAAGGUACUCCUCCUUCCUUUUCUGCUUUYAUGCCUGGCUAUCAAUCUGCAAGAGUGAAUUCACUCUGACAGGCGUUUCCUACCAGCUUGAUACCYUCCCUUUUAUUUCUGUCAAGCCAAGCACAGCUCUAUUAAAAUUUCCAGAGGAAGAAGCUCCCAAGGCAGAGUUUUCUUAAUGCUGGGUCUGUAACCACUCUGUGUCCAUUCAGGCAGGGUGGCAUCAAUCCUUGUGCUGUAUUAACUUCUAAAUGUUGGCUAGGGGCAUAAUCAAUUUCUUUCUGCCUUUAUUCUGGGAAGUAGUGAAGCAAGGUAUUUGGGUGCAUUGUCAAAUUUGUUAAAGGUGCUAGAGUAUCUAAAGAUACUAGAUUGUAUCUAAAGAGACAUGAGCAGGAAUUUGGAUAAAAUAUUCUUGCUUUGCAGGUACACCUACACCAGCAAAAGAUGCUCCCGGCGAAGAUAUUACCAACACAUCAAAGUGUGGGAGCCGUUGACAUAAUUUUGAGGCUGCAAACUGCCCCAUCUCUCUUGCCUGGCUUUAAUUGAUUCCCCACGAUGUUUGCAAAAGCAACAAAGAAUUUCGUGAGAGAAACUGACACUGGAGGUGACUUGAUCCCUGUCUSCAACUUGAACGCCUCAGACAAGCUGCAACUUUUGAGCUUAGUUACSAAGAGGAGGAAAUUCUGGUGCUGGCAGAAGCCCAAGUAUCAUUUCUUGACGGUCACCCUGAGUGAUGUGCUUACUGAAGACAAACCGAUUAAACCAGUGAUUGUGGAGUCUGACUUUGCAAAAUAUAUGGGGAAGUUUGAAGAUUGUGUGCAAGGAAGUAUUGAAGCAUCGUUUGCGAAGUUCAGCCUGGGAGCCGGAGGGAAGGGCUAUGUGGAAAAUGAGUCUUCAUUUGGGAACCUGAGGAAGCAGGAGAUUGACUUGCAGCAGCUUAUGAAAGAUGUCAAGGACAGAACAAUAGAUCUAAACAGUAGUUUACUGCAACAAGUAAUAGAAAGAAAACGUGAAGUGCUGUGCAUCCUGAGAGAAAAGAUAAUCACAACUCAGAAGUGUACGAUAUCUGAACAUAUCCAGACAGAAGAAAAGGUCAGCGGUGUGGUGGGAUGCACUGCAAAAACAGUAAAGGUGUCAGUAAAUGAAAAUGGAAGUCUGAUGAAGGAUUCUAGUGUGAUCCUGGAAAUUCCUCCUGCGACCACUAUUGCCUAUGGUGUAAUUGAACUGUUUAUAAAGCACAAUGGCCAGUUUGAGUUCUGUCUGCUAGAUGAACAGCAAGGAGGUUUUGAAAAAGAAAGCACAGAAGGCUCAACUUACCCCCAUUCAGUUCAAUUCAGCGAUGCUUCACUCCUCUAUCAGCCAGAUGCUGUUGAUAAUGAGAUGUACUCUGGGGCUAAAAACCUCGUUCCCAGUGAUGCUUCUAUAAGUAUAUUGAAACAAGAUCUGUCACGGUUGAAGACCCAGUUCCAGCCCUUUGUGAAGCUUCCGGAAGACAAGCAAAGAGCUUUAUAUAAAACCCUUUGUGAACUCCUGCUCCGUGAAGAAAUGGUAACCGCCCUGGGGGACAUGAUUGAUGAUAUCUGCACAGGAGACAAGCCAGAUCUCGAGGAGUUAAAACUUGAACAACAAAGAGACCUYCUUGACUUCUUGCAGCUCUUAGGGUGCAGCUUACAGAGUGAGCUGUUGCAGAAAUAUCAACCUCAGGAUGAAGAACUCUUCUCAGCUGCUCACCUUCUUAUCAGUGCUAUGUCUGAGCUGUCUGAUGACACUCUUGCCCUGCUGCGUGCSUGCUGUGAUCUUCAGGUUGUUCCAGCACUGUGUUGUUUGCCUAACGCCGCUUCAGCUGAUGGCACUGUGGCGCUGAGCAGUCCUUUGGUGGCCACUCUYGCUGACAGAGGAAGAUUUGAGGUCGUGCAAAGGCUGUUUGCUUCAUCAAACAUUAAUCUGGAAAUGACAGAGUCUUCUGUAAAAGCUGUAACUAUGAAAGAACCGAGAUUCUUCCCACUUGUUCUUUAUGUGGCAUUGUAUGGAUUUCAUGCUUUGGGUGGGAAUGUAUAGGAGCUGAACUGUGUAUCCAGUUUCUGCUCUAGCCUGUUGUUUUUUUCUGUAGCUCUGUAGUGUUGGUGUGUUUGGGAUAAGCAGCAGAGCUGCUCUGUGGGCACUUAGGGCAGCACAGCCAGAGAUUAGGGUGAUCAGGGGAUUCUGCAGUUUCAGUGGAAAAUACAUAAAUAAAGGAUGAAGAGGAGGAAUUAAAAAAGAACCAUGGAAGAGAAAUUGAACAUAGCUGCUGUAGUAGGUGUCAGAUCUGCAGGGCAGUAGGAGCCUGAUUGCUUGCAUUAAUAUGCAUGGGAGAAAACAGCRAAGUACAAACUGCUUUUUGUAAGCAGGCAAACAAGCAAGCCCUGGAAACCCAAAGUUCUGCAAUGCAGCAACUGCUUASCUCCUUCAAGACUGGAUGGAGCAAGUGCAGUGGAGGGCUCUUAAAAAGGUACUUGAUUAGAUUCUCUUAUUAAUUAUUGUUUGGCUUUAGGAUGUGAACUGCACACUGCAGGAAAUCAGAAAGCCUCUUUUUCAAAAACUAAGAUCACUUUAGGGAUUUAUACCUCUGUACAGCACUUYUGUUUUCUGGUAUGUUUUUACUCCCUUAGCAAGUUUCAGCUCUUUAAACUGCAUUCUGCACUUUGAGGUAUGGCAAUGCCUUUUGGUGUGUGCACAUGAAGGGUCCUUGCUCCACACCACAAAAAUGAUCAUUUUACCCAUAUGACAUUUUAAGUGCAGAUAUUUUGCUUGUUUGAAUAUCAGCAAAGCAUUAGUAAAGCACUGUGUGCUUGAACUAUUUAGCCUGUUUCUUUGUUAUAAUUUUUUGUAAUCAUGGAUGAAGCAGAAAUGCAGCAGAGAUCACUGUAAAUGUGGGCUUGGGAAGGUGAUGUUCCAAGUAGGGGGAGUAUCAGUGCUUGCAGAUGAGAUUGUGAGAUGGCUGAGAGACAAACAAGCAGGCACCGGUGGGGGGAUGAUCAGUACACCUGCAGUGUAGCUGAUGGGCAGGAAUUCUGCUCAGUUCCCUUCUCUAUUCCCACAUGGCCUUGAGCAGAUUGUCUAAGAAGCCUUUAAAAUGCCACAUCAGUUCAGGUUUCCCUGAGGACACGGACUUGGCAGAAAAGCACCGCGGUGCCUUUCCAUUCCCCGAGAGCUCAGGAUAGCUCUGCACGUGGGGCUGUGGGCGUUUCUGCAUCUCAUCUGUUAAAUGAAGCUGAUGGUGUUGCCUGAGCCUUGUGCUGGUGUAGAGGGAAAGAUCCUUUAGGAGGAUGGAAGCAUGUAACUGCUGCUGGGAGUGAUGUGUGUUUGUCAGCAGGAAAGUCUUCUUUUGCCCAUUGCUAAUCAAAACUUGCCUCUGUAAUGAGUUUACCAAAACUUUCUAUUAAAUGCUAUGUCAAAACAAUAGAAUAAUUUAU
This is a messenger RNA of Malurus melanocephalus (red-backed fairy wren), 3638 nucleotides long. It is a transcript of the gene GSDME, whose product is annotated as gasdermin E. The transcript has 10 exons. Gene Ontology annotation, biological process: programmed cell death. Gene Ontology annotation, cellular component: cytoplasm. The record is from RefSeq and is a predicted model, not a curated record. Bases 742 to 2244 code for a protein of 500 amino acids. Lineage: Eukaryota; Metazoa; Chordata; Aves; Passeriformes; Maluridae.